This is a messenger RNA of Juglans microcarpa x Juglans regia, 1137 nucleotides long. RefSeq names its product trans-resveratrol di-O-methyltransferase-like. The transcript is spliced from 2 exons. Gene Ontology annotation, biological process: methylation. Bases 46 to 1137 code for a protein of 363 amino acids. The record is from RefSeq and is a predicted model, not a curated record. Gene Ontology annotation, molecular function: O-methyltransferase activity; protein dimerization activity; S-adenosylmethionine-dependent methyltransferase activity. Lineage: Eukaryota; Viridiplantae; Streptophyta; Magnoliopsida; Fagales; Juglandaceae.
UGCUGGACGCAAGAUGUACAAGAAGCUUAUCUGCACCAAAUUAAGAUGGAUCUCGUCAAUGGCGAGGGAGCAAGUGAUGAGUUGUCUCGACUUCAGUCUCAUCUAUACAAAAAUAUACUAAGCUUCACAGAUUCCAUGUCACUCUAUUGUGCAAUUCAGCUAGGUAUCCCUGACAUCAUCCAUAACCAUGGCCAACCCAUUACUCUUAAACAGCUGGCUUCUAAGCUUCGAAUCCACCCACAAAAAACCAGCUGCAUGCACAGGCUCAUGCGUUUGCUGGUACACUCCGGUUUCAUUACUAAAACGGCCCCAGUAGUUCAUGAAGAUCAAGAAGGAGAAGAAGAAGAAGCUUAUGCUCUCACAGCUUCUUCUAGGGUCGUCCUCGAAGAUAAGGUCACCGGCCUGUCACCGUUGGUUCAAGCAAUACUUGACCCUGCUGUUGUAAACUCAUGGUAUUCCUUGGGAGAUUGGUUUCGAGGCACUGAGCUCACACCUUUUGUGAAAGAGCACGGGAUGGGUUUCUUUGACUACUGCAAACAAAACCCAGAAUACGGUGUCGCUUUUGAUGAAGGAAUGGCCAGCGAUUCCCGACUAAUGAGCAAGGUGAUCAAGGACUACAAGACCAUUUUUGAGGGUUUGGAUUCGUUGGUUGAUGUUGGAGGUGGAAGUGGGACAGUGUCGAGGAUCAUUUCUGAGGCAUUCCCUCACAUCAAAUGCACGGUGUUUGACCUCCCACAUGUGGUUGCUAAUUUGCCAGAUGAUAAAAACUUGAAAUACGUCGGUGGAGAUAUGUUUCAGUCCAUCCCUGCUGCAGAUGCCAUUCUGAUGAAGUGGAUCUUGCAUGAUUGGAGCGAUGAGGAAUGCAUCGACAUACUAAAGAGAUGCAAAGAGGCUAUUAGGAGCAAAGGUAAGGACGGAAAGAUAAUUAUCAUAGACGUGGUGAUAAAUGAGGAGGAGGAACAACAUGAUAUUACAAAAGCAAAGCUUUUCUCGGACGCUCUGAUGAUGAUUUUGGUCACUGGAAAAGAGAGAACCAAGAAAGAGUGGGAAAAGCUCUUCUUGGAUGCAGGCUUUAGCCACUACAAAAUAGUGGCACCAUAUGGCUUGAAGUCCCUGAUUGAGGUUUAUCCUUAUUGA